This is a messenger RNA of Castor canadensis (American beaver), 1575 nucleotides long. It is a transcript of the gene Slc29a4, whose product is annotated as solute carrier family 29 member 4. Gene Ontology annotation, cellular component: plasma membrane. The record is from RefSeq and is a predicted model, not a curated record. Gene Ontology annotation, biological process: nucleoside transmembrane transport. Lineage: Eukaryota; Metazoa; Chordata; Mammalia; Rodentia; Castoridae. Gene Ontology annotation, molecular function: monoamine transmembrane transporter activity; nucleoside transmembrane transporter activity.
AUGGGCUCCGUGGGAAGCCAGCGUCUCAAGGAGCCCAGUGUGGCAGCCACGCCUGACAGGAGUGUGGUGACAAGUUUCAGCUUUGACAGUUUCCAGCUGGAGGCCACCACCAUGGAGGCCGCUCAGGAUGAGGGUGUCAGGGUCAGAAGUGUCCCCACUUUCAUGGAUGCUGCGGUGGAAGAGCCAGUGCCGGAUGACCGUUACCAUGCCAUCUACUUCGCGAUGCUGCUAGCCGGUGUGGGCUUCCUCCUGCCGUACAACAGCUUCAUCACCGACGUGGACUACCUGCAUCACAAGUACCCAGGGACCUCCAUCGUGUUCGACAUGAGCCUUACCUACAUCCUGGUGGCACUGGCAGCCGUGCUUCUGAACAACGUGCUGGUGGAGAGACUGAGCUUGCAUACCAGGAUCACCGCAGGCUACCUCCUGGCCCUGGGGCCCCUGCUGUUCAUCAGCGUCUGUGAUGUGUGGUUGCAGCUCUUCUCCCACGACCAGGCUUACGCCAUCAACCUGGCCGCCGUGGGCACUGUGGCCUUCGGCUGCACAGUGCAGCAAUCCAGCUUCUAUGGGUACACGGGAAUGCUGCCCAAGAGAUACACGCAGGGCGUGAUGACCGGGGAGAGCACGGCGGGGGUGAUGAUCUCCCUGAGCCGCAUCCUCACCAAGCUGCUGCUGCCGGACGAGCGCGCCAGCACGCUCAUCUUCUUCCUGGUGUCCGUGGGCCUGGAGCUGCUGUGCUUCCUGUUGCACCUGCUGGUGCGGCGCAGCCGCUUUGUGCUCUACUACACCACGCGGCCGCGCGACAGCCGCCGGGGCCCGGCCGGUUACCGCGUGCACCACGACGUCGCCGCCGGGGACGUCCACUUCGAGCACCAAGGCCCUGUCCUGGCCAGCAGUGGGUCCCCGAAGGACAGUCCGGCCCAUGAGCCCGCGGGCGGGGGGGCCUAUAUGCGCUUUGACGUGCCUCGGCCCCGAGCCGAGAGGAGCUGGCCCACCUUCAGAGCCCUGAUGCUUCACCGCUAUGUGGUGGCACGGGUCAUCUGGGCCGACAUGCUGUCCAUCGCGGUGACGUAUUUCAUCACGCUGUGCCUGUUCCCCGGCCUGGAGUCUGAGAUCCGCCACUGUGUGCUGGGCGAGUGGCUGCCCAUCCUGGUCAUGGCCGUGUUCAACCUCUCGGACUUCGUGGGCAAGAUCCUGGCGGCCCUGCCCGUGGACUGGCGGGGCACGCACCUGCUGGCCUGCUCCUGUCUGCGCGUGGUCUUCAUCCCCCUCUUCAUCCUGUGCGUGUACCCGAGCGGCACGCCCGCACUGCGCCACCCCGCCUGGCCCUGCGUCUUCUCCCUCCUCAUGGGGAUCAGCAAUGGCUACUUCGGCAGCGUGCCCAUGAUCCUGGCGGCUGGCAAAGUGAGCCCCAAGCAGCGGGAGCUGGCAGGGAACACCAUGACCGUGUCGUACAUGUCGGGGCUGACGCUGGGCUCCGCUGUGGCUUACUGCACCUACAGUCUCACCCGCGAGGCGCACAGCAGCUGCUUUCACACGGCCACCACCAACAGCUCUGUCCCCGCCGGCCCCUGA